This is a messenger RNA of Chelonia mydas (Green sea turtle), 1672 nucleotides long. RefSeq names its product proteasome 26S subunit, ATPase 1 (gene PSMC1). Gene Ontology annotation, cellular component: proteasome regulatory particle, base subcomplex. Gene Ontology annotation, biological process: proteasome-mediated ubiquitin-dependent protein catabolic process. The coding region runs from base 212 to 1534 and encodes 440 amino acids. Lineage: Eukaryota; Metazoa; Chordata; Testudines; Cheloniidae. The transcript has 11 exons. Gene Ontology annotation, molecular function: ATP binding; proteasome-activating activity; ATP hydrolysis activity. The record is from RefSeq and is a predicted model, not a curated record.
CCGCGUCACGUGACCCCUCGCGCUGCCCCGACCCGUCCCUUGUCCCCAGGGUUGGGCAGAGGCUUCUUGUUCGUCACGCCCCAUCCCCACUCCUUCCGCGACGGCGCUUGGCCCGUCCUGCGCUCCGUAGCGGCCCCGCCUCUGCCUUAGCCUCUCCGUUUGUCCCCUCUCGGGUCCCGUACGCCGCGGCGCUUCCGUUGGUGGGUGCAGGAUGGGUCAAAGUCAAAGUGGUGGACAUGGUCCUGGGGGUGGCAAGAAGGAUGACAAGGAUAAGAAGAAGAAAUAUGAACCUCCAGUUCCAACUAGAGUGGGGAAAAAGAAGAAGAAAACAAAGGGACCAGAUGCAGCCAGCAAACUUCCAUUGGUGACACCUCACACACAAUGCAGACUCAAAUUGUUGAAAUUAGAGAGAAUUAAAGAUUACCUACUUAUGGAGGAAGAAUUUAUCAGAAAUCAGGAACAGAUGAAACCUUUGGAAGAAAAGCAAGAGGAAGAGAGAUCAAAGGUGGAUGACCUGAGAGGAACCCCAAUGUCUGUUGGUACCCUGGAGGAGAUUAUUGAUGAUAAUCACGCUAUAGUGUCUACAUCAGUGGGAUCUGAGCACUAUGUCAGUAUUCUGUCUUUUGUGGACAAAGAUCUUCUAGAACCAGGCUGCUCCGUUUUGCUCAAUCAUAAGGUUCAUGCUGUGAUAGGAGUCCUGAUGGAUGACACAGAUCCUUUAGUUACAGUGAUGAAAGUGGAGAAGGCCCCUCAGGAGACUUACGCUGAUAUUGGUGGCCUUGACAACCAGAUUCAAGAAAUUAAGGAGUCUGUGGAGCUUCCUCUCACCCAUCCUGAGUAUUAUGAAGAGAUGGGUAUAAAGCCACCCAAAGGAGUAAUUCUGUAUGGCCCACCUGGCACAGGUAAAACCUUACUAGCCAAGGCAGUGGCAAACCAGACCUCAGCAACCUUUCUGAGAGUUGUUGGCUCCGAGCUUAUACAGAAGUACCUAGGUGAUGGUCCAAAACUUGUGCGUGAAUUGUUCCGUGUAGCUGAGGAGCAUGCUCCGUCAAUCGUCUUUAUUGAUGAAAUAGAUGCCAUUGGUACAAAAAGAUAUGACUCAAAUUCUGGUGGCGAAAGAGAGAUCCAGCGUACGAUGCUGGAGUUGCUGAACCAAUUAGAUGGGUUUGAUUCCCGUGGGGAUGUGAAAGUUAUCAUGGCCACAAACAGAAUAGAAACACUGGAUCCAGCCUUAAUCAGGCCAGGGCGUAUUGAUAGGAAAAUUGAGUUCCCCUUACCAGAUGAAAAGACCAAGAAGCGCAUCUUUCAGAUCCACACAAGCAGGAUGACUUUGGCAGAUGAUGUAACUUUAGAUGAGCUCAUUAUGGCUAAAGAUGAUCUGUCUGGCGCAGAUAUUAAGGCAAUUUGCACAGAAGCUGGUUUGAUGGCUUUGAGAGAACGCAGAAUGAAAGUAACUAAUGAAGACUUCAAAAAAUCAAAAGAGAAUGUUCUCUAUAAGAAACAAGAAGGCACCCCAGAGGGGCUUUAUCUUUAGAUUAACUACGUCCACAUAGGGACUCUUCUCACUUUCAAAAUACAUGAAAUGGCAACACAUGUUUCAAAGGCCUCUCCAAGCAUGAUGGGUGGACUGUGUUUAGUUGUAAGUCAAUAAAAUACUUAUUUCUAAAUAAAA